AUGAAUGGUGAACAAAAUGAUAAUCCGGCGCAUUGUUCCCUCAUUACAUUCAUAAAGAAGGGUUAUGAUGUUAUCAAACGAUUCGUUAUCAGAAAAUCAAUCCAAUUAAAUGAUGAUAAUGCUAUUCCGGUAGCAUCUGAUCGUGAUAUUCCUGUCAUAGCUGAUGAUUCAGAUUUGUUAAGCAGUGUUGAAUCCCAACAGGAUUUCUUAUUUGAUAUCCGAUCAGGACCAAUAAAUUUCUCGUCACAACUUCUCAAUCAGGAGGAAAACGAUAGUAAAAUGAUAGUAAUAUCGGAUACGGAAAUAGGUUUGCAUUACCAAUUUCUUAAGACAAUUUUGCAAAUUAUACUUUUAGACAUUUAG
Molecule: messenger RNA, 363 nt
Organism: Cercopithifilaria johnstoni
Lineage: Eukaryota; Metazoa; Nematoda; Chromadorea; Rhabditida; Onchocercidae
Source: the annotation of a GenBank genome assembly